Messenger RNA from Solanum lycopersicum (tomato), 1988 nucleotides. The record is from RefSeq and is a predicted model, not a curated record. NCBI's taxonomy places the organism in Eukaryota, Viridiplantae, Streptophyta, Magnoliopsida, Solanales, Solanaceae.
ACCAUUAAUACACACAUAGCCAUUCAAAGCCUCUUCUUGUUUGAUCAACAGGUAAAAAUCAUGGAGGUUUGCAAGGGUCAAGGCUUUGUGUAUGGGAUUGUAUCAGAGAAGGGGAAGUUGGUGAGUGGCUGUUCAGAUAGUUUACAACAAUGGUGGAUGGAGAAAGUAAGAUUUGACCAAAAUGCUCCUAUUGCCAUUGCUAAAUCCUUGCCCAAAUUAGUAGAGGAGGAGAACAUGUUGGAUCCUAAUGCCUCAUUUAUGUGUCUUCUUGAAGAAUUGCAAGACACUACUUUAAGCUCAAUACUUUCAGCUCUAAUGCAACAUUGUAUCCCUCCACAAAGGAGGUUCCCUUUGGAUAGAGGUUUAGCCCCACCUUGGUGGCCAACAGGGAAUGAACUUUGGUGUGGUGAUCAAGGGUUGUCCCAAGAACAAGGUCCACCACCUUAUAGGAAGCCCCAUGGUUUGAAGAAGGCAUGGAAAGUAAGUGUUUUAGCUGCAAUUAUCAAACACAUGUGUCCUGAUUUAGGGAGGAUGAGGAGAUUGGUGAAUCAAUCCAAGAACUUACAAAACAAGAUGACAGCCAAAGAAACAUCAACUUGGUCUAAAGUUGUUAACCAAGAAGAAGCCCUUCUCAAGUUGACUAGGUCUCUCAAGAUUUCAACAUCCAAAGGAGAAGUAAAUAAGGAUAAUGAAGAUCAAUUAGAUUUUACUUUUGUCCCCAAAAUGUUGACAAAAGAUGACAAGAGGAAGUCCAUUAUCUUUGAUCAUGAUCUUAAUAUGGAGGAUGUAGUGUAUGCAUCCCAAAACAUGAACUGUCCACAAAGUGAAUUAGGCUUGGGAUUUGUGGACAAGAAUUUAAGAAUUGAACAUGAGUCAAGUUGCUCUUAUGGUAAAGUUAAAAGUGAUAACAAAAUAACCAAGAAAGUGCCUAUGACAACAUCUCUAGCUUGAUUGGAGAAACAAAAAAAGCCACAAGAAGAAACGGAAAAUCACUAUCCAACAAGACAUCAUGAACAAAUAUUAAAGAGUUGAAUUAUGAUGCAACAACUAAUAAGAACUUGAAAUACUCAUCAAAAUGAAACUUCAUCACAAGAUGUUCUAAAUCAUGAAGUUGCAAAUUUCUCUAUGGGAUUUGAAUUGUUGAUGAGAGAGAUCAUGUCAUCUAAAUUUCAUCGCGUUUCUUUGGUUAAUUAUCAAUCUAUAUUUCUUUUUCGAUAAAUAAAGCUACGAACAUAAAUAAAAAAUAAUGUGUGAUAUUUUUCGUUUUUUUCCUUGUUCAUGCUAUUUUUCUUUUUAUUUUACAUAAUUACUAAUUAGCUCGUCUAGUCUAAAUGAUUUGAACUAUUCAAUAAGAAUAGGGAUUUUCAAUGCUAGAAAUGCCCCCUAUCUUAACUGGAUCACGACUCAUAGAAUCUAUUCCUACUUGGAGGUUGAGCUAGACCACCUUUGGUCGAGAAGUCGGAACGAAGGCGCUUUCCGGGGAGGUGAGGGUCGUAGACAUGAUAUUUAGAUCACCUUGAGUUGAGAAGGAAAAUAAGCUAUUCAAGUUAGUGAGAGAACGGGACGGGCAAGAUAUGUGUAUGAUCUAUCCUUGGGGAUUAAAAAAAAUGAAAAGACUUCACUUUUUCUUACAUAAAAAAUAUGACAUUUUAUAAAAUCUAAUAAAGAGUAUAUACAUGAGAUUUAAGCUGCUCUUAGAUAAAUACAUAUAUACUUUUUUCUAUUUCUUGGUUUUUUUUUUUGCUUUUCUCUAACCUUUUUAGUUAUAUUAUUUAUAUACAACAAAGGCAUAUACAUAUGUAUGUACUAGCUAGAUUUUUUUCAAUAAUUUAGAGAUGAUUUGAUCUCCUCAAGUUGUUUUUGGAUUUUAGAUUGUCUCCUUAAAGACAACAUUUUCCACUCUAUCAAGAGUAACAGAAAUUUCAUAACCUGCCAAAGUAAAAAAAAAAAGAAGGUAUUAUGCGCAAAACAUCAUGUGUUAUAAUAGG